AUGUACUACCAAGGAGUUUCAUAUAUCGAAAACUCAGCGAAUGUAGACAAAUCUUACGAUGGUAAAGCUCUCCUACGUGACUUCUGGCCAUCAAGGAAGCGCAAAUAUGAGAAUAUGACGGAAGACGAAGUGAGAUCGUAUGUUCGUCACAUGGAACUUCCCAUGGCACGGGUUAAGAAAAUAAUGAAACUCGAUGACUCUGUUAGGAACCAGAUGAUAAGUGGCGAUGCUCCUUUGGUGCUUUCCGCUGCAGCUGAAAUGUUCAUUCAAGAGAUUACAUUAAGAGCAUGGAACUUGGUAGAUGAGGGUCGAAGGAAAACUCUACAAAAGUGUGACAUAGUUGCUGCUUGUAGUCGUUCAGAAACCUUCGAUUUCUUAAUAGAUAUUGUACCUCGAGAUGAUUCCAGACGGAACCAGGUGGUGAAGUUGGCCCAAUAUGCUUCUGAUGAAGCGAACCCUGCUAAUAAUCAACAGUCACAGCCGGUGCAAUAUGUUAUGGCAGAUUGUGAAACUUCAGGAAAUAAUGUUAUUCAGCUUGACAACGGCCAAGUUCUGCAUGCUACUGCUAUAGGACAGCCUAUUCCCAUAACCGAUCCUACUGUUUCUUUCGAUAUAAGUCAAAUGCAACUACCUACGGGCGUUCAGUUUGUGCAAAUGCAGUCUCAACAAUAA
Molecule: messenger RNA, 672 nt
Organism: Auanema sp. JU1783
Lineage: Eukaryota; Metazoa; Nematoda; Chromadorea; Rhabditida; Rhabditidae
Source: the annotation of a GenBank genome assembly